AUGGGACGGUUUAACGUGGAACCAAUGAGGCACAUGGAGAAAGAACACUUUCGAGUGCUUCUGGCCAUUGAAAUGGGCAUGAAGAAUCACGAAGCAGUUCCAUUGCAACUUAUUUCUAUGAUUGCCAGCAUAUAUCGCGGAGGAUGUGCACAUCUUUUGCGAGAUUUGAACAAAAUGAAGUUGGUAUACCACGAAAAAGGUCGCAAAUGUAUGUUUUUUCUUGUUUUGUUGAAUGUUUAGGCAACCAAAAUCAAUAAUUAGACGUAGUUAAAGUGCGUACUUUUAAUUUUAUGUUAGUAAAGAGAUGUUUUUAGUUGAUGGAUAUCGCUUGACAACCUUGGGAUACGAUUACUUGGCCCUUCAUACUCUAAGGUCACGUGAUGUUGUUGGAGCUGUUGGAAACCAGAUUGGUGUGGGCAAAGAAUCUGAUGUAUACGUUGGAGGAGAUAUGGAACUCAAGGAUAUUGUUCUCAAGUUCAGUAGACUUGGCAGAACAUCUUUCAGAAAACUGAAGGAAAAACGAGAUUACCAUGGCAAACGGCAACAUUGUUCUUGGUUGUAUCUGUCUCGAAUCUCGGCUUUGAAAGAGUACACUUUCUUGAAAGCCUUGUUCAAUGCCGGCUUUCCAGUACCUAAACCUGUAGAUGUAUGUAGACAUACCGUGGUAAUGGGGCUGAUUGAUGGAGUGCCACUUUACAAACUUAUGGAGGUUGAGAAACCGGCUGAUUUGUACGAUGAGUUAAUGGGAUUGAUAGUGAAGUUGGCUGAAUAUGGUUUGAUUCACGGUGAUUUCAAUGAAUUCAACAUUAUGAUCACGGACAGUAUGAAGUUGUAUAUCAUUGACUUUCCUCAAAUGACCAGUACCGACCAUCCUAAUGCCAAGUACUAUUUUGACAGGGAUGUGGAAUGUAUCAGAGAGUUCUUCAGAAAGAAGUUUGCAUUUGAAUCCGAAGAUUUUCCGACUUUUGACGAAUUGGAAAGGAAAUACGAUCUGGAUGUUGAAUUAGCAGCUACUGGAUUCACAAAGAAGAUGGCCGCUGAUAUCAACAAAGCGUACGAAGAGAGGUGCAACAUGACUAAAGAUGAACUGAACGAUGUAAUUGAAGAGGAAGAAGACAGUGAUGUAGAUGAAGAAGAGUUGGAGGAGGAAAAUGAAGACGCUCGGGAAAAGGUGGGUGUUUUAAACUUUAUAUGUGGUGUUACUUAAUGAAAUGGGUAUUUUUAAAUUUUUGUUUAGUUUUAAAUUAUUAUUUAACUAAUUUUUAGCGCAACGAAUUAGCUGCUGCUUCUCGAUUCACCAAUUGGCUGGAAAAUGCACAAACUCAUAUCGAAAAGUUGAAAAUUGAGGAAGAUUUUGAAGUUACGGAUAAGGAAAUGCAAGAACAUUAUGGUAAGCAAAAUUCGUUUAUAUAUUUUGUUAAUUUGGGGAAUUAUAAUAAGAAUGAUAUUUGUUUCAGAAAAGCACAUAAGUACAAACGAUGAAAAACCGGCAUCAUCUGCUUCAGGAGACAAUGCCGAUGAUGAGGAGAAAGAUGAUAAUGUAUCAGAGUUUGGAACUGAUAUUCAUGAAUUAAAAAGAGGUAAAGUAACUUCGGCCAGGAAGAUUUACGAAAACGGAUCAACGAUAGCUCCAGAAGACAUCAGAAGUCGACUUUUAACGGUAAGUUUUCACUUUCUGAUAAGGAAUGUAUUUCAAGAUAAAGUUAAAGUAAUUUUUAACAUUAAUAUUUCUGGUUUGAUCUUGAUAUGAAUAUAUGUAUAAAAAAGUGAAAGCCGAUCUUUAACCUAAUGUCGUGUUUCAGGAGAAGCAGCGAGUUAAAAGGGAAAAGUUUAAAGCCAAAGGAAAGGAAUGUGCAGUUCGUCGAGGAAGGAAGGCCAACCAGAGCAUCGUCAAGGAGUACGAUGGCUGGGACUUUUAA
This is a messenger RNA of Bursaphelenchus okinawaensis, 1919 nucleotides long. The record is from the annotation of a GenBank genome assembly. Lineage: Eukaryota; Metazoa; Nematoda; Chromadorea; Rhabditida; Aphelenchoididae.